This is a messenger RNA of Sorghum bicolor (sorghum), 1579 nucleotides long. Its product is annotated as probable carboxylesterase 13. Bases 51 to 1214 code for a protein of 387 amino acids. The transcript has a single exon. Gene Ontology annotation, molecular function: hydrolase activity. Lineage: Eukaryota; Viridiplantae; Streptophyta; Magnoliopsida; Poales; Poaceae. The record is from RefSeq and is a predicted model, not a curated record.
AGCAGAUACUCCGGCGAGUUGUCACCCUUGCACACACACACAAGUACGCAAUGCCGGCCGCCACGGUCGUCGUCGCGGGAACCAACGGCGACAACGAGGAGGUCGUCCACGACUUCUCCCCGCUCCUCCUGGUGUACAGGAGCGGGCGCCUCGAGCGGCCCCUCAUCAUGCCGUUCGACUCGCCCGGCCACGACGCCGCCACAGGCGUCGAGUCCAAGGACGUGCCCCUCUCGCCCUCCACCUUCGUGCGGCUGUACCUCCCUCCCGAAGCCAGAGCCAGCUCAGACGGCGACGUCGACGACGACGGUGACAAGAAGAAGGCCGGCGGCAAGCUCCCCGUGGUCGUCUACUUCCACGGCGGCGGCUUCGUGAUGGGUUCAGCGGGCUCCUGCGUGUACCACCGCUUCGUGAACGACCUCGUCGCCGCAUGCCCCGCGUUGGCCGUCUCCGUCGACUACCGCCUCGCGCCGGAGCACAUGCUCCCCGCCGCGUACGAGGACUCCCUCGCGGCUCUCAAGUGGGUGCUCUCGGCCACGGACACGUGGCUGGCCACGCACGGCGACCUCGGCCGCGUGUUCCUGGUCGGCGACAGCGCCGGCGGCAACAUCUGCCACCACCUCGCCAUGCACCCGGACGUCAAGGGCGCAGGCGCAGGCGCGGGAGCGGGCCUGAAGGGCAUCGUGCUCAUCCACCCGUGGUUCUGGGGCAAGGAGCCCAUCGGCGGGGAGCAGGAGCACAGGAGGCCCCGGCCCCGGCCCCGGGCGAAGCGCGCGGACGACGCGGAGGAGGGCCGCGGGAGGAAGAAGCACCUGUGGGAGUUCGUGUGCCCCGGCGCGGUCGACGGCGUGGACGACCCGCGGAUGAACCCGACGGCGCCCGGCGCGCCGGCGCUGGAGAGCCUGGCGUGCGAGAAGGUGAUGGUGUGCGUGGCCGAGGGUGACCACCUGCGGUGGCGCGGUAAGGCGUACGCCGACGCCGUGGCGCGGGCGAAGAAGAAGGGUGGCGAGCCGCCGCCGCCGCCGGCUGUGGCGGCACGAGCUGAGGUUCUGGCCGAUACGGCGGUGGUGGCGUGCGUGAAGGGCGGCGGCCAGCCGGCGGCGGUGGACGUGCUGGAGUCGGAGGGGGUCGGCCACGUCUUCUUUCUGCUGGAUCCCGAGAUGGAGGAGGCCAAGGAGCUCCUCCGCAGGAUCGCGGCGUUUGUCCGUGCGAAGUGAACCAGCUUCGAGCAGGAGCGAAGAUGCAUGCAUUGCAUCCACGCCGGCACGCCGCGGUGAUCUGUUGGUCUGCCGGAGCGCCGCGUGCAGCUAGCAGCCGAUGGAGCAUGCAGCAGUGCAUGUACGUAACGUUAUUACGUUAAUAGAGACGGGCAUGUGUGUGUACUAGUCUUAUCUAAAAAUGUGUGUGUACUAGCUAGUAGUCUUUUUUUUUUUCAUGUUUGCGUACCCGUGUAUCGUAGCAGGAGUUGUUGGUCCGACACUUGAAUGUAACAGCGUGGUACGUGUCAUAUGAUGUGGGGAACCGUGAAGGUGAAUGCCACGCGCGCCCUGCCCUGAAUUCCAUGGUUUGCUGCUUGCUUUCA